This is a messenger RNA of Thyridium curvatum, 882 nucleotides long. RefSeq lists its product as uncharacterized. Lineage: Eukaryota; Fungi; Ascomycota; Sordariomycetes; Thyridiales; Thyridiaceae. Gene Ontology annotation, molecular function: metalloendopeptidase activity. Gene Ontology annotation, biological process: proteolysis. The transcript has a single exon. The coding region runs from base 1 to 882 and encodes 293 amino acids. The record is from RefSeq and is a predicted model, not a curated record.
AUGGGCUCCUCGCACUCAGUACUCAGAGUAGUGACCAUCUCACAAACUUUUCUCUCAAAGCUAUCGCAAUCCCGUAUCUUGGCAAAGCUGCCACUCUCCGAUCCGCUCAAACCGACAGCAUGCAAGAAGACCCAACCGUCCGCUGCCGCCGACGGUGGCGACGAUCCCAGCUACUUCUCACCCUGUCGCGACGGCAUCGUCGAGAGACAGAACCUGUUCCUCUUCACGGACGACGCCUGGGCGCCCGGCAGCGAGCUGACUGUGUCGUUUAUCGAGCCCGUGCCUCGCAACGACAACUUUGAUGUCAGGGAACUCGUCGAGUGGUGCGCCGCAGAGUGGACCAAGGGCAUUGACCUGUAUCUCGUCUUCCUCGACGAGGGCGACCCGGACUGCGGCGUCGCCAACGUGCGCAUCAGCUUCCAGGCAGGAUCCUCCCACUCUGACGUCGGCGCACAGGGGACUGCCCCCGGGCAGGCCACGAUGAACCUGGCGAUCACCGAGAGCCAUCACAGACUGGACGCGCGGCGCAUGAUCCUGCACGAGUUCGGGCACGCGCUCGGGUUCAGGCACGAGCACAGCUCGCCCAAUUUUCCUUACCGCCUCGACAAGGACAAGGUCGUCGGCGAUCUGGCCAAGUGGCAGCGCAAGGGCACCGAGGAAGCCGCGAGGGACUUUGAGAUCAACUUCGGGCCGGACAAGACGGGCAGGAGGGUUCAGGCGUCAGAGUUUGACCCAAAGUCCAUCAUGAUGUACCACAUCCGGGCCCACUGGCACACCGGCCAGGUCGACCUCCAGCAGAGCUUCGGCCUUUCGCCCACGGACAAGAAAUUUGCCGAGCAGGUCUACGGGCCUGCGCCGCCCGAGAGCGAUUUGCAUCGCUAA